This is a messenger RNA of Plectropomus leopardus (leopard coralgrouper), 1582 nucleotides long. Lineage: Eukaryota; Metazoa; Chordata; Actinopteri; Perciformes; Serranidae. The record is from RefSeq and is a predicted model, not a curated record.
GUCGUCACUUCCCGAAGAGUCCGCGGCUCAGUCUCGUGGUGCAGGCGAGCUUCGAUGGCGAGCAGCUGGCCACAGACCCGACGGAGCACCGAGAGCAGCCGCUCUUCAGCACCGAGCUGGCCUGGGAGCUGGACCGCCGGACGCUGCACCAACACAGGCUGCAGCGGACUCCCAUCAAGCUUCAGUGUUUGGCCGUCGACUCUGCGAGUAAGAGGAGCGAGAGCGUCGGCUACAUCGUCCUCGACCUGCGGUCCGUGCAGGAGGUCAGACAGGAGCCGCGCUGGUUUCCGCUGCUGAGCAGCAAAUACACCAAACAGAGGCCGGCGCUCCUCCUCGCCAUGGCGCUGGAGAACGACACCAAGCCCUCCGAGCCCUCGCCUGAUAGGUUCAAAGCCAAGAAAGCCCCGCCCCGACAAGGUUCUCCUGCAGUCAGCGACCUGCUGCAGGACAGACUGGAGGCCACGCUGGUCCCGGAGCAGGGCUACCAUCAGGUGGGACCCGCAGAUCUCUGCUGCGACGUGUUCGUCCUGUCCGUCACCGUGGCCUUUGCUACCAAACUAGAACAGUUGAUCCCCAGCACCAUGAAACUGUCCUCGGAGGGGUCGGAGUUCUUCUUCUACUACUCUUUACUGGGGAACGACAUCACCAGCGAGCAUUUCCACAGCCUGCUGAGCCCCGACUUCGAGCCGGAGCGCGCCUCUGUGCGCAUCCGCAGCAGCAAACAGAUCCUGCAGAGCUUCCUGUCCCAGCAGCCCAGUUUACAGAUCCACCUGUGCUGUGGGAAUCGCUCUUUAGGCAGCACGGACGUCGCUCUCUCCGCUCUGGCCGCUCUGUCUGCGGAUCUGGAGAACAAGGCGGCGACGGUGGAGGGAGCGUUCGUACUCCAGCCUCCGAAACGCACCAAACAGGCGGCGCCGGCUCUGCCCGCAGACCUGCAGCCGACUGUGGGCGUGGCCGUGACCCUGAGGAGGGAGGAGGUCGCACCGCAGUCUUUAGGGACUAAAGAAGCAGCUGGGACACUCUUCAGCCCUCCUCCUGCUGUCCAGAGAACUCAGAGCUCCUCUCCACUCCGAAAACCCCCGGACUCCUCUCCUCCUGGUCCUCCUGGUCCUCCUGGUCCUCCUGGUCCUCCUGGUCCUCCCGGUCCUCCUGGUCCUCCUCCCUCGUCCUCUCAUACGGAGAGUGAAGUGGAAAGUCUUCUGGAGGAGCUUCAGCGCGGCAGAGCGCAGGCGGAGCUGGCAGCUGCAGAUUCGGAGCUUCCUGAGCCGCCGCAGAGUCCCGCCGAAGCCGCAGCAGAAGCUGCAGCGUCGUCGGUCAGCGUCUCCGCUCCCAAAGUGUCCAUCCCGUCCUCCGCCCACCACUACUGCUUCUCUCUGGACCUCCGCAGCCUCGGGAACCUCGGCCUGACGCACCCCAUCGCCGCCACGCUCAGGUAUUCGUAUCCGUUUUUCGGCAGCGCGGCUCCCAUCAUGACCAACCCUCCCGUGGAGCUGCAGAGGAACACGGAGGCGUCUCUGCCUCAGUCCUACUGCGCCUUCGACUUCGCCGCUCUGCCGCAGCAGCUGCGGGACACUUUCCUCAG